Molecule: messenger RNA, 951 nt
Organism: Mytilus trossulus (common blue mussel)
Lineage: Eukaryota; Metazoa; Mollusca; Bivalvia; Mytilida; Mytilidae
Exons: 1
Coding region: 1-951 (316 amino acids)
Source: RefSeq, a predicted model, not a curated record
AUGGAGAAAGGGGAACUGGAUAACACAGAGCUUAUUAUUAGUAUUAACGAUGACUUCAAAAACAUGUUGUCUAUUGUAGACAUCUGCAAUAUCGAAUCACAGAAAACAAAGUUACACAUUAACCAUUUCAGUUUCGGACAAAGUGCAAAAAUACCAACCCUUAUUGAAAAACAAUUUACACCAAAUAUCGAUAACAUUCAAAUUCAAAAGAAAUAUAAAAUGAAAUUUCCAGACACUUGCUAUGCAACCGGUUGUACAAGUUUGCGUAAUGAUUCCAUGUUGUUUGUCGAUCAAAGCAGUAAGAGGAUUAUCCUUUUUGAUAGCAACAGUCGCUUCCUUAGGAACAUUGAGGUCGGCUCAAAGCCAUUCGAUAUUGUAUCUAAAGAUGACUUUGUUGUUGCUGUUACUCUUUUUGAAGCAAACAAGAUUCUGUUCAUCGAACUCAGCUCUGAUCAGGAUAAAGUUAUCAAAGAAAUAGAUGUGAUCGGUCAAUGCUUCGGAAUCGACUACUCAGACCACAGACUUGCAGUUUCUGUUGAAGGUUAUGGUAUACAGAUAUUUGAUGAUACUGGAAUAAAAAUUAAAACAAUACCAUAUGCCAGCCGUUGUGUAUCGUUCGCCAAUUCACAUAUUUGUUAUAUCGAUUAUCAAUCAAGUGUGUUAAAGUGUACAAAUUAUAAUGGACAACAUAUCUGGGAAAUAACUUUGCCGAAAGCACUAAAUAUAAGUCAUAUGGCCAUUACAGUAGACCAAAACGGAAAUGUUUACGUAUUAGAUUCUUAUGGUGACAAACUUUAUAUUGUUUCAAGUGACGGUACCCGUUAUAAGCGGCUGUUGCAAAAGUCAGAUGAACUUUCAAACCCAAAGGGUAUUUAUUUCAACACCAGGAAACAACAAUUACUGAUGAUCACAAUUCCAAGCAAUACAGCUGUACUGUACGAUGUUGUAUGA